AAGAAAAAUCUUAAUAGACAUUAAGUUUGCAUCUAAUGUUUGCUCACACCACACAUAUUAUUUUAUAAGGGUUCAACGAUGAUCGUGAAAGCUGUAACAAUGAGAUGAUAACUUUGUCAAGCAUUUUGACAUAAUUACGGCUCAAUUAAUGGUUACGUUUGAUAGACAUAUGUAAGAGUACAUCCAUAUCCAUUUACUUCCCCAGCCAUUUUCCUCGAGACAUUUGGGGAAUCUAACAUAUUUUCUUGAACGCAGAGGAAAAAGAACGAAAAAGGGAAAGGGAACAUGAGGCAACAAGAGAAGCAACAGAACCGAAGCAAGGUGGAGGACAAUCGAAAUAGAAAUUCAGACUAUUCGCUCAAUCAACCCGCUAGAAGAUUCCGCCUGUUGGAUUGGGGAUUAUUUUAGCAUAUUUCCCACAACUUUUGUCAAGAAGAUGACGUGACACGUGAUGGUAAAUAUUGACAAGCUGACGCGGACUUCGAUGAGUGAAACCUGGGGAAAGGAAAGAAAGUGAAAUAAGGAGUGGGAGUGACCUUCGCGGAAAGGAGGAGCCCUCACGCGGAAACCAGCUGAAAAGGGCUUCAGUCAUAGACCUUAUACGCGGAAAGAAAGAGAGUGGAAGUUGCUACUCUUCUUAAUCGCGCCUCUGGCUUGUAGAAAUCUCCUCAAGACAAAUCGGGUGCUAGGUUGUGAUCCAAACACGUCCGAUCCCAUCACGACCUCGAUAUGUGGAAUCGUCUUGCGCUAUACGUUAUGAGAUUCCUGGAUAUGUGGAGUCGUCUGGCGCUAAACGUUCUGAGAUAGCUUGGGACACAUGAUCCAAGCCCGGGACCAGAAAUUGAAGUCAACGGUAACAUCAAUCUGUGUUGUCAGAUGGAGGACGAAGAGGCCGACUCAGCAACUGCAACUGGUGGCAACUACGAUGUAUUCUUGAGCUUUCGAGGACCCGACACUCGCAAUACAUUCACGGAUUUCCUUUAUGUGUACAUGAGCGAUAAAGGAAUCCGCGUUUUUAGGGAUGAGGAGGAUUUACGACCAGGUGAAAAGAUCUCGGAGAUCUUGCAAGCAAUAAAAAGAUCCCAAAUAUACAUUCCUAUUUUCUCCGAGGGUUACGCUUUGAGUAAAUGGUGCUUGCGAGAGCUAACAUGCAUGGUGGAGUGCACUCGCCAAUUCCCAGGGAAAGAGAUACUACCCGUCUUUUACGACGUGACUCCCUCGGAUGUUAAGCUUGAAACGGAGCUGUACGAAAGCGCCCUAAAGGAGCAUGAGAAGGACCAAGAUUUCACUAGAGUGAAUUCAUGGAAGGAGGCUCUGAAAACGGUGGCUACAAUCAAAGGAUGGCAUAUAAAGGAUAAAAAGCAAGGCGAGCUCAUUAACGAUAUCACUCAAAAGGUUUCACAAAAGAUCGCAAUAAGAAAAAGAGAUUUGCCCACCAAGCUAAUUGGAAUUGAUGAUCGUAUAGAAGCCAUAGAGAAAAUGUUACUGUGUGACACUAGUGACGUACGAUUUGUCAUAAUCCAUGGAAUAGGUGGCAUUGGAAAGACAACUCUUGCCAAGGCAGUUUUCAACCGUCUCUCUCCUCGAUUUAAAGGUCACUCCUUCCUUUCGAACAUCCGAGAAUCACCUCCAAGCAGUGGCGUUAUAAAAAUGCAAAGAAAAUUAGUAGCGGAUCUUUUCGGUUUCUCACUUCUCAAAACCUUUGACUUUGAGGAAGGGAACAAUAUGAUCAGAAUGAGGCUACCUACCAAAAAAGUUUUACUUGUUUUUGAUGGCAUGGAUGAAAAUGAUCAAUUUAUGCAACUAGCGAAGUAUUGUACUUUAUGUGGUCCAGGGAGUAGGAUCAUCAUUACAACCAGAGAAAAUAGUCUUUUUCCUGUGACCAAGGUGGAAGGAUUGGAGGAAAAUAUCUCUGUACGGUCUACAAAGUUUUUGCUGUACGAAAUGAAGGAAAUGCAUUUUGAUCAUGCUCUUCACCUUUUCAACAAGCUCGCCUUCAACACAGAUUCAGCUCCACAUGAUCUUCAUGAUCUUUCAAGAGAAGUUGUUGAAUUCACCGGACGACUUCCGUUGGCUCUUGAGGUGAUAGGUUCACAUCUCCGUUCCCAAAGUAAAAAGAUGUGGAUAAGCACACUGGAGAAGUUGAAGGAAGUGCCUAACGAAAAAGUCCAACAGAGGUUAAAGAUAAGUUAUGAUGCACUUGAAUAUCGAGCGAAACAAAUCUUUCUGGACAUUGCGUGUUUCUUUUUUAACAAGAAAAAAACUAAUCCAAUGUAUAUGUGGGAAGAUUGUGGCUUUUUCCCGGAAGUCGAAAUUGAGGUCCUUAUCAACAAGUCCUUGAUCAAGAUUGUUGAUGGUGAUAGAAUAUGGAUGCAUAAUCAGUUAAGAGCUCUUGGAAGGGAAAUUAUUUGUGCCCAGAAUAUUCGAAAUCCUGGAAAUCGAAGCAGACUGUGGUCUUCUGUGAUGGCUUUAGACGUGGUAAGAGCUAAAAAGGGAGCAAAAAAUGUGGUAGCACGCACACUACGGAGAACAAGACUCUAUUUUACACUGGAAAAUUUUGCGAAUUUCACGAAUGCGAGGUUUCUUGAAUUGGACGGAGGGAACUUUGCCGGCAACUUUGAGAAUAUUUUGCCAGAGCUAAGAUGGCUUUGUUGGCGAAAUUGUCCUUCGCAACUGCAAGCAAACAACUUUGUGUUGAAUCACCUAGUUGUUCUCAAGCUUUCAGGCAAUAUCACCACAGAAGAAUGGAGCAGAUGGGUCGAAAUCAUGGUGCCAAGUAAACUGAAAGUUUUGCAACUUGCGCGAUCUAAAUCCUUAAUUAAAACACCUUGCUUCUCUGAAUUGAUGAGUUUGGAGAGAUUGGUUCUGAAAGAUUUCCCAAGGUUGGCCGAAAUUGAUCGCUCGAUUGGUAAACUAGAGCAGUUGAUUUACUUUAAAAUCAAACGUUGUCCGUGUCUUAGAGAGUUGCCCGAGGAAAUAAGCUGUGUAAGUGGCCUGAGAGAGCUCAUCUUGAUAGAAAAUUAUCGUGUUCGUUAUUUGCCAGACUCCAUCAGUAAUUUAAGACUUUUGUCAAGGCUAGUAAUGGAGGCUGUAGGAUUAGUUAAACUUCCAGACACAAUUAAAGGGCUAGUGGAUCUUGAGUACUUGUGUUUGGCGAAUUGUACGCAUCUAAAGUCGCUGCCGGAUGCGGUUGGAGAGUUAAAGUCCUUGACUGAAUUGGAUCUAUCUGGGACAUCUAUCGAGGAACUGCCUCCUUCGCUUUGGAACCUCGAAGGUCGGACAUUAUUGAUAAAACUGUAG
Molecule: messenger RNA, 3300 nt
Organism: Syzygium oleosum
Lineage: Eukaryota; Viridiplantae; Streptophyta; Magnoliopsida; Myrtales; Myrtaceae
Product: disease resistance protein L6-like
Exons: 5
Coding region: 877-3300 (807 amino acids)
Biological process (GO): signal transduction; defense response
Molecular function (GO): ADP binding
Source: RefSeq, a predicted model, not a curated record